Molecule: messenger RNA, 1384 nt
Organism: Aaosphaeria arxii CBS 175.79
Lineage: Eukaryota; Fungi; Ascomycota; Dothideomycetes; Pleosporales
Product: SGNH hydrolase
Exons: 6
Coding region: 335-1132 (265 amino acids)
Source: RefSeq, a predicted model, not a curated record
GAUAGAUUUCCCGAAUACUUACUCAGUACCUGUACGGAGUACUGUCCAUGGAACUAAAUAGCGGGGAUCUGUUUAAAUACUAGGAGGUUUCCAGUCUGAAGUUCCAUUUUCCAGUUUGCAUUGUGUUCACAUCUUUCCUGCUUCUCAUCGACACAUAAUCGAAUUUUCAUCGGAUAAGGCACCCAUUGCAAGUCUCUUCAACUACCAACUAGAUCAGCCUGCUUCAUCACCAUAAUUCCUACAUUCGAACACUUAAUCCGGACUCAAUAGUAAUAACUUGUUGUUUGUACCCUGUAUUCCAAGAGAUUGACACAGGAUCAACAUCCGCAUGACCAUGGCCUUCUCUUACCAUCAAUUCUUCCUAUUCGGAGACUCCAUCACCCAAGACUCGUUUAAUCAGCAGCGAGGUUUCGGUUUCUCUGCAGCAUUACAACAUGCCUACAUGAGGAAGCUGGACAUUGUGAACCGAGGUUUCAGUGGAUACAACACAGAUCAAGCACUCAAGGUGCUCCCCUACGUUCUCCCCACCCCGGAACAAGCACGCAUUCGAUUCCUAGUCGUCUUCUUCGGCGCCAAUGAUGCCUCUCUACCACAGGCGGCGAACAACCAACAUGUCCCCUUGGAUAGAUACAAGCAGAACCUAGAAGCUAUCAUCACCCAUCCACUCGUCAAAGCACACAACGCUCGCAUCAUUCUCGUCGCACCUCCCCCCAUCAACGAGCAUCUGCAGUGGGUCACAGACCAAUCUAAAGGUGCAAAAUCCCUUUCACGCGUAGCUGCGGCCACCAAAAGCUACGCAGAUGCCGCCGUCGAGGUCGGCGCCAAGUUGGGUGUGCCCGUCCUGAAUAUCUGGAAAGCGUUCAUGACCAAGGCGAAAUGGACUGAAGAGACCUGGAAGGUUGGUGACAUCCUGCCGGGAUCUCGCGACAUCCCCCAGAACGAUGUCCUCGCCGAGCUUCUUCACGAUGGCUUGCAUUUUGCUCCCUCAGGCUACGACAUCAUGUUCAACGAGGCGAUGGACCUGAUUGCACGGGAGUGGCCUGACCAGGUUCCCGAGAAGUUGCCCAACGUCUUCCCCUUGUGGAACGAACCGGCCGACUGGAAUGCAUUCGAUGCUGCCAUUGCGAAAUGAGCCAACGCCGCCCUAGACCAACUACUGGUUACGCGGCCAGACAUCGACUGCAUAGCUGGGUGAAGCUCUUACAUGAAAAGAUACACGGUAUAUUUUACUUUUAAGUUGUUCCAAUACAUGCCUCAAGAGGUCGAAUAGAUUUCGGAAGUAACGUCACGUGCCGUCUUUCCCAGUUUUGCAAGGAACAAAACAACCAUAGAUUCUAUAACUAUCCAAAUACAUAAAUAGAAGAAAUACAGUCGAAAUAUGCAC